UCACCUCUCAAGAGACCCAUUACUAAUUUACUGCUCGCUGUUCUCUCAAAAUUCGAAAUUAUCUCACCGGUUCCUUUUUAUGUUGGUUUCUCGCUGUGUGUGACAACAGACAUAAACAAACAUUUCCAACACAAUUCCAGACGUCCCAGCACACAUAAAACAAACAAAACCCGCUAAAACAGUGUUUGCUAACCUCCACAAUGACGACGUCGGAACAAAUCGGGCUCAACAAAACCUGGGAGCUCUCCUUGUACGAGCUUCACAGAACCCCCCAGGACGCCAUAACGGACAACACAGAAAUCGCGGUUUCCCCCCGAAGCCUCCACAGCGAACUCAUGUGCCCCAUCUGCCUCGACAUGCUGAAGAAAACCAUGACCACAAAAGAAUGCCUCCACAGGUUUUGCUCAGACUGCAUCAUCACAGCUCUGAGGUCCGGAAACAAAGAGUGCCCCACGUGUCGAAAAAAACUGGUAUCGAAGCGGUCGCUGCGGCCGGACCCCAAUUUCGAUUUGCUCAUCUCGAAGAUUUAUCCUAGUAGAGAUGAGUACGAAGCGCACCAGGAGCGCGUGUUGGCGAAGCUGAAUAAGAGCCACUCACAGGCCGCUUUGGUUAAUUCUAUAACUGAGGGUAUUAAGAUUCAGUCACAGAAUAGGCCGAACAGGUCGAGGAAGAAUAAUGACGUGGAAAGGAAUAAUGAGACACAGGGGGAGAAUUCAGUGGCUGCCCACAAUGAGAGUUCAAACGCCUCCAACCCGGCCAACAGUACAACCGCCUCCAGCAACCCCUCUAACCCGCCCGCCUCCGGGGCCGUCAACAGCGUCAGUAGCCCGGCCCCUUCGGGCCGCAGCACCCCCUCACAGCCCCCGAGUCCCGUCUCGUCCAACGUGAGCUCCAUCAGCAAGUCCAUAAAGCGGCCCAAAAGCACCCUAACCUCCGAAAGGAGCGAAGAAAGCGAGUCGAGCGAACGCACCGAGCAAACGGACACAGAAGGGGAAGGUCCUUCCGAACCCAUGACCCUCAACGAAAUCGAGCUGGUGUUCAAACCGCACCCCACAGAGAUGUCCGGUGACAACCCUUUGGUGAAAGCGCUGAAGGAGAACUCGAUUAGGUACAUCAAAACCACGGCGAAUGCCACGGUCGAUCACUUGCACAAGUACCUGGCGAUGAGGUUGACGUUGGAUCUGGACUCGCAGCUGCCAACCACCCAUAGUUUGCUUAAUUUUUGUAUAUAUAUCUCGCCGACGACGGGGCAGUACGUGCAGUUGAACGGGAACCAGACGCUGGGGCAGGUUAAUGAUAAGUACUGGAAGGUGAAUAAGCCCCUGGAAAUGUACUAUUCGUGGAAGAAGACAUAGGGAACGCGGAAGGGGGUGCAGAAGACCCCCUAGGCGAAGUUGAGAUACAGGGUAUAUGAAUGUUUUGAGGUCUAUAUUGUCCCAGUGGCUAGCUGUAACAUAAAAAUUAAAUUUUUGUUGUCAGGCGAAAAAUAAGCAUCAUGUGUUGUUUCUGUGUAUCACAAUAGAUUAGAUCUGUCUGAUAUGAUGUAACUAUACCCUUUAUCUUACUGUACUUUUUAAACUUUAUAUAAACAAUAAAUACGAUUAUUUAACAAA
Messenger RNA from Zophobas morio, 1613 nucleotides. It is a transcript of the gene Sce, whose product is annotated as E3 ubiquitin-protein ligase RING1. The transcript has 3 exons. NCBI's taxonomy places the organism in Eukaryota, Metazoa, Arthropoda, Insecta, Coleoptera, Tenebrionidae. The record is from RefSeq and is a predicted model, not a curated record. Gene Ontology annotation, cellular component: PcG protein complex; ubiquitin ligase complex. Gene Ontology annotation, molecular function: ubiquitin protein ligase activity; chromatin binding. The coding region runs from base 201 to 1355 and encodes 384 amino acids.